Messenger RNA from Perca flavescens (yellow perch), 1673 nucleotides. RefSeq names its product ribonucleoside-diphosphate reductase subunit M2-like. The record is from RefSeq and is a predicted model, not a curated record. Gene Ontology annotation, cellular component: cytosol. Gene Ontology annotation, molecular function: ribonucleoside-diphosphate reductase activity, thioredoxin disulfide as acceptor. Lineage: Eukaryota; Metazoa; Chordata; Actinopteri; Perciformes; Percidae. Gene Ontology annotation, biological process: deoxyribonucleotide biosynthetic process.
UUUCUAUUGGCCUGCUGCGUUCUAGCGCCAAGAUUUCAAUAAAAAGGGCGAGCGGACAACAGAAACCGCUUCAGUCUCUGCUCUUCGUCUGUGUAUUCUCUGCUCCUUAGUGUAGAUUUCGUCUCUUUGUUUUACGCCAUUUUUUAAUUUAAGUUAACUUAUCUUUUUAUUUGUCUGUCCGUGUGAACUCCAGGAUAUAAAAAUGCUUUCUGCUCGCUCUCCUCUCUCCGUGAAGAAUGAAAACUCAGUCAGCAGUAAGAUGGACAACAUGUCUCUGAACAAAGAAAACACGCCGCCGAGCCUGAACACGACCCGCAUCUUGGCGUCUAAAACCGCGCGAAAAAUCUUCGACGACGCUGCGCCCAAAGCCGUGAAGAAGAGCAGCGAGGAAGAGGAGGAGCCGCUGCUGAAGGAGAACCCUCGUCGCUUCGUCAUCUUCCCCAUCCAGUACCACGACAUCUGGCAGAUGUACAAGAAGGCCGAGGCCUCCUUCUGGACCGCAGAGGAGGUGGAUCUGUCGAAGGACGGGCAGCACUGGGACUCUCUGAAGGACGAGGAGCGCUACUUCAUCUCUCACGUGUUGGCGUUCUUCGCCGCCAGCGGCGGCAUCGUCAAUGAGAACCUGGUGGAGCGCUUCACACAGGAAGUCCAGGUGACAGAGGCCAGGUGUUUCUAUGGUUUCCAGAUCGCCAUGGAGAACAUCCACUCAGAGAUGUACAGCCUGCUCAUCAACACCUACAUCAAGAAGCCAGCAGAGAGAGAAUACCUGUUCAACGCCAUCGAGACUCUGCCCUGUGUGAAGAAGAAGGCCGACUGGGCCAUCAACUGGAUCGGAAACCACAACGCUGGAUUUGGGGAGAGCGUGGUGGCCUUCGCCGUGGAGGGAAUCUUCUUCUCUGGUUCCUUCGCCGCCAUCUUCUGGCUGAAGAAGAGAGGCCUGAUGCCCGGCCUGACCUUCUCCAACGAGCUCAUCAGCAGAGACGAGGGUCUCCACUGUGACUUUGCCUGUCUGAUGUUCAAACACCUGGUGAACAAACCGUCGGCAGAGACGGUGACCGAGAUCAUCAGGAACGCUGUGGAGAUCGAGCAGGAGUUCCUGACCGAGGCUCUGCCCGUGAAGCUGAUCGGGAUGAACUGUGAGCUGAUGAAGCAGUACAUUGAGUUUGUGGCCGACAGACUGAUGCUGGAGCUCGGCUUCACCAAGAUCUACCGCGUGGAGAACCCCUUUGACUUCAUGGAGAACAUCUCUCUGGAGGGAAAGACCAACUUCUUUGAGAAGCGAGUGGGCGAGUACCAGCGGAUGGGCGUGAUGUCGGGCUCCACCGACAACACCUUCAGGCUGGAUGCUGACUUCUGAGAUGGAGGUGGAGCCACGCGCACUCAGCCACACGUUCUCACGGUGGGACAAUGACCAUGCCGUUAUGCGCUUAAAACACAAACUCUAAACCCGGUAGUAGAAAGUUCUCUCAGUCUCUUCAAAGUGGAAUCACUCCGAACUACAUGUACAAAAAGGUCCCUUAUCUCAGGUGUUUGAAUUACUAUUUUAUAGGGAUGCACCGAAUCCAGAUUUUUGGUGUUUCGGCUGAAUCCUGAAUCCCCUGGUUGAGAUUGUGCUGCCUCCUCCUCCCAUCCUCAGUCCAUGAACCCAGUAAACACAUGAAUGAAGUAAACAG